AUGUUAAAAAAUAUUGAUUAUCGGAAGAAAUUCUUCCCACAUUUAAGAAUCUUACCUGAAGAUAUUAACGCCGAAUCUGGUGCCAACUAUGAUGAUGAUGAUGAUGAUGAUGAUGAUGUAUCAUCAUUAGACGUCAUGAGAGAAUCUGAAGAAAUUACCCAGAGGAAAAAAUCGUCUUCUUCUAAUUCUGGUGCUGAUCUUGAAAGUUUCCAUGAUGAAAAUCAUGAAACUUUUGCAUCUACUAACGGUGCUACUACAAAAUUACAACCUAACAUUCCGUACGAAUUAAGAGAUGAAAAUGGUCGUAAAUGGUGGAAAUAUUUCGAUGAAUUUGAAUAUAGAAUUAACAAAGAAUAUAGGAAGUCUCGUAAAUGGUAUGAAUUCCUAUAUCCAAAUCAUACAACCCAUAGUAAAGCGGAAAGAAAAUUAUUAUACAAAUUAGAUAUCGUUGUCGGGUUUUAUUUCUUGGUGUUAUGCUGGUCCAAAUCUGUUGAUACAAAUAAUUAUACAAAUGCUUAUGUGUCCAAUAUGAAAGAAGAUUUACAUAUGAAAGGGAACGACUAUAUCCAUACGUCUACCAUUUCAAACGUCGGUGCUAUUGUUUUCCAGUUACCAUUCAUGUAUUUAUUACCCAAAUAUCCUGCUCAUAUUAUAUUACCAAUGAUGGAUUUAGGUUGGACUUGGUUCACAUUUGCAUGCUAUAGAGCUAAAUCAUUAUCAGAAUUACAAGCUUACAGAUUCAUUCUUAAUGCUUUUGGUGCGGCAUAUUAUCCUGUCUCACAAUAUAUCUUGGGUUGUUGGUAUGCACCUGAUGAAUUAACCUCUCGAGUGUUUUUAUUCUUCUGUGGACAACUUUUAGGUGGUGUAACAUCGGGUCUUUUACAAGCACGUAUUUUUAAAAGUUUAAAUGGCGUUAAUGGACUAGCUGGUUGGAGAUGGAUGUUUUUAAUCGAUGCAAUUGCAAUCUCAUUGCCAACUGCUAUCUUAGGCUUCUUCGUUAUUCCCGGUAUUCCAUCCAAAUGUUAUUCAUUAUUCUUGACAGAUGAAGAAAUCAGAAUUGCAAGAGUUAGAAACAAAAGAAAUCAAAUUAAAGAUGGUAUUGAUAGUUCUAAAUUGAUUUCUUUGUUUAAAUGGGAUUUAUGGAAGAAAGUUUUCUUUACACCAACAUUCUGGGUUCUUUUAAUAUUCGAUACAUGUUCAUGGAACAAUAUGACUGCAUUUAGUGGUUCUUAUACACUUUGGUUGAAAUCAAACACCAAGUAUUCAAUUGAACAAGUUAACAAUUUAAGUGUUUUGCCAGCAUGUUUAGGUUUUGCUUAUGUUUUCGUUUGCGCUGCUGGUGCUGAUUUAUUCCAUUGUAAAUGGAUAUUUAUGGUAUUCGCAGCUAUAAUGAAUUGUAUUUCAUGUGGAUUAUUAAUCAAAUGGGAUAUUCCAUCCAAUGCUAAAUGGUUUGCAUUUUUAACUACAUAUUUCAGUGUGGCACCAUCUCCAUGUUUAUGGUCAUUCAUUAAUGAUUUCUUAAGAUUUGAUCCGCAAGUUAAAGCUAUCACUUGGAUUGCUAUCUAUUCAUUUUCUCAAUCAACUAAUGCAUGGAUUCCAAAUUUAGCAUGGCCAACUGUGGAAUCUCCAAGGUUUAAAACUGGGUAUACUGUUUGUUUGAUAUUUGGGGCAAUUUAUGGGGCAUGGACUUUUGUUGUAUUAUAUUUUUAUAAAAAAAAUGAAAGGAAACAUGCCUUGGGGAACGGUAUUAUUUUAUAUGAUAGUUCAAAGCAAGAAAAUCCACCAUCAUUUGUUACUAAGGAAAUGGAACAAAGAUCUGAUGGAUAUUAUUACUUAAAGAAGCAAGCAUAA
Molecule: messenger RNA, 1851 nt
Organism: Naumovozyma dairenensis CBS 421
Lineage: Eukaryota; Fungi; Ascomycota; Saccharomycetes; Saccharomycetales; Saccharomycetaceae
Gene: VHT1
Product: Vht1p
Exons: 1
Coding region: 1-1851 (616 amino acids)
Biological process (GO): transmembrane transport
Cellular component (GO): membrane
Molecular function (GO): transmembrane transporter activity
Source: RefSeq, a predicted model, not a curated record